Rubroshorea leprosula is the source of this 1128-nucleotide messenger RNA. NCBI's taxonomy places the organism in Eukaryota, Viridiplantae, Streptophyta, Magnoliopsida, Malvales, Dipterocarpaceae. The record is from the annotation of a GenBank genome assembly.
AGGAAGCCAGUCCUAGCUGCCAGCGCUGCUGCUCAGGGAGUAAAAAGAUGGAGAAAGCUCUAACCCAACCGUUAAUCGCCGCGUUAAUCUCUUCCGGAAUAGCAAUUAGAGCCUAUCGGAGAAAAUCUCUCGAUGUAUCCGGAGCUCUUUCCGGAUUUAUCGUUAUGACUCUUCAUUUCGCCGUCGGAUACAGGUAUGGAGCGAUGCUGCUUGCUUUCUUUUUUUCUUCUUCCAUGCUCACCAAGAUUGGAGAAGAGAGGAAGAGACAAAUUGAUGCUGAUUUUAAGGAAGGGGGACAAAGAAAUUGGAUACAAGUUCUGUUCAAUAGUGGCAUUGCAACAAUUUUGGUGGUUGUUAUUUGGAAAUUGACAGGAGUGCAGGAUAAGUGCCUGGACACAAAAGAGUCAGUUCUUACCACUUCCUUAAUUGGGGGUAUAAUUGGUCACUAUUCUUGCUGCAAUGGUGACACUUGGUCAUCAGAGAUUGGGGUUCUUAGUGAUGACCAGCCUCGAUUGAUAACUAAUUUUAAGCCUGUUCGGAGGGGCACAAAUGGAGGUGUGACAAAAGCAGGCCUUCUUGCAGCUAUAGCAGCAGGCGGUAUCAUUGGACUGAUGUUUGUCAUCGUAGGAUUUUUCACAACCAAAUGUACAACUGAUGUAGCUCUGAAACAGCUAUUAGUUAUACCUCUCUCUGCAAUGGCAGGACUAUUGGGAAGUGUCUUAGACUCUCUAUUGGGAGCAACCCUGCAGUUUAGUGGAUUCUGCACCGUUCGAAAUAAGGUUGUUGGAAAACCAGGACCAACAGUAAAGAGGAUCUCUGGUGUUAGCAUUCUUGACAACAAUACCGUAAACCUGGUAUCCGUGUUAUUGACCACAUUGCUGACAUCAAUUGCUUGUGCGUAUAUUUUCUGAACCCAUCCCCUCUGUAUUAUGUUUACAUGGGAAUCGGAAAUAAGUGCUUUUGAUUUUGCUUCUUGUACCAAAUACAAUAGAAUUCCUUAGCUUAUGUCAGAAUUCAGACCAUUAACUAAUAUUAUGGCCAUGUUUGGUAUGUAAAUUUCCCUGGAAACUGAAUCCGGGUAAGCCAUGCCAAUGAGUUAUGAAAAGUUGAUCUUGGAUUUUGAAAUUU